Molecule: messenger RNA, 1587 nt
Organism: Octopus bimaculoides (California two-spot octopus)
Lineage: Eukaryota; Metazoa; Mollusca; Cephalopoda; Octopoda; Octopodidae
Biological process (GO): sodium ion transmembrane transport
Cellular component (GO): plasma membrane
Molecular function (GO): ligand-gated sodium channel activity
Source: RefSeq, a predicted model, not a curated record
UGCUCGCGUUUAGUUUGAAGUCUGCUCUGAACGAAGUAGCGUAUGUUUAACAGCAUUUCAACCGUGACCAUCUCGUCGUGUAUUCAAAAAUGGUAGUGCUUUGGACGAGGUGUAUUAUGCGAAGCCUUCCCUUUUUAAGAUGUAUGUGUGGUUCGAGCGUCAUUUAGAUAUAGAUCAAUCACAGACAACCCGCGACCCACAGGUCGCAGGAAUCUCCGAACGGUACGCCAACCAAAAAGUUAGCAUCACUAGUUUUUAAUACUGUGACCUGUUUGAUAAAGAGCCAUGUCACAUGCGACUGACUUUUCGAAAAAUGUUACCCAUGCUUACAUAUAUAUAUUUUAGAACGUGCCAGCACGAAGUGCAGAGACUUCAACCGUUCACCUCGUAACACAGAGACAGGUAAAAAUAAAAAUAAAAAAAGAGUCAAAACUACUGAAAAGACGCAACGAAAUUUUAGAAAAAUAAAGGAGGAAAUACGUGGAAAUUUUUACCGGUGAAUGUGUUAAAUUAUAAGGCACCAAAAGAGAAUGACAAAAGUAGAUAUGGGAAAAAGGAAGAAACUGCUGUCCACAAUGAAACACCUGGAAUAAAACCAACCCCUAAGCUCCAAAUCGUCAACCAAAUCCCAACACUUAAAGACUGAAAUAUACCACUUUACCUUAUCUUCAUCACGUUUGUAAAAUGCCGGACGUGAAGAUAGAUUUUAUUUCCUUUCCAACAUCAUCAAGUUAUUCGAAUGAAUCUAGAAACAUCGAAAGAGGGAAUUGCAAUACAAAACAAUCUGGGUCAAAGACCGAUUACUUACCAAACUGGAUUCGAUCCUUCAGCAACCAGACGGAGUUCAUGAAAAACUGUACUUUACACGGAGUUCGUUAUCUUUCAUUAAGCAAUACUUUUAUCAUUAGAAAACUUCUGUGGUUGCUGUUGGUGCUACUCUGCUUGGGCUCAAUGUCUUACCAAAUCAUUGACCGUAUAAUCUACUACUACAACUAUCCAGUCAGUGUGAACGUUCACGUCAACUACAACAGGACAUUAAUAUUCCCCUCAGUAACAAUAUGUAACGAAAAUGCUUUCCGAGCCACCAAAGCAGUAGAACUUGGACGGUAUGAAUUACUCGAAUAUAUUUACCAUGACAUGAGAUAUGUAAAUUCGUCAGAACUGGAGAGAUUUGGCUAUAACAACAUGACAAUGGAGGAACUGUUCAAAUCUAUCGAACACCAGAAAGAAGACAUGAUUAUUUCAUGUAUGUGGGGAUCAGAACCAUGUAGUUUCAAGAACUUUAAACAAACUUAUACGGACCACGGUGUAUGUUACACUUACAGCCAACUACAAGCCGGAAACAAAUACCAGAAGGCACUUUCGACAGGAGCUGAUCAUGGUUUACGUCUAAUCUUGAAUGUUGAGCAAUAUGAAUAUAUGCCGGGACCUAACAAUGCUGCCGGUAUCAAAAUAUUGAUGCACAACGAAGACGAGUUUCCCAAAGUCCAUGAACUUGGUUUGGCAAUCCCGACCGGAUCGCAUGCGUUUGUAGGCUUGAAGCUGGUUUCCUUCAAAACAAAAAGUGUGAAGAAAUAUAAGAAAUAA